This is a messenger RNA of Lachancea lanzarotensis, 2061 nucleotides long. RefSeq names its product LALA0S08e05776g1_1 (gene ILV2). The record is from RefSeq and is a predicted model, not a curated record. Gene Ontology annotation, molecular function: magnesium ion binding; thiamine pyrophosphate binding; flavin adenine dinucleotide binding. Gene Ontology annotation, biological process: L-valine biosynthetic process. Gene Ontology annotation, cellular component: acetolactate synthase complex; mitochondrion. NCBI's taxonomy places the organism in Eukaryota, Fungi, Ascomycota, Saccharomycetes, Saccharomycetales, Saccharomycetaceae. The transcript has a single exon. Bases 1 to 2061 code for a protein of 686 amino acids.
AUGAGAGCCACUGCAACGAGAACAGCGCUCAGACGCGGUGUUUCGGCGAUCCGCGCUACCAAAUAUACUCCAGUGGGAACCCUGCGGCUGUAUAGCGCUUCAGCCGUGAAAACAGGAACGCAGGGCGAUUCCAGACCAAGACCCGCGCCAAGCUUCGACAUGGAGCUAUCACAGACCAGUAAAAACAGCAAUAAACAUGCUGCGGAACGUGUCCAGAAAGGCCAGCAUUCUGCUUCAAAUAAUAGUGGUAUGGAUGACUCUUUCAUAGGACUAAACGGUGGUCAAAUUUUCCACGAAAUGAUGCGUCGUCACAACGUUGACACUGUGUUUGGAUACCCUGGUGGUGCCAUUCUGCCGGUGUACGAUGCCAUUUACGACAGCAAACACUUCAACUUUGUUCUUCCCAAACACGAACAAGGUGCUGGUCACAUGGCUGAAGGUUACGCCCGUGCUAGCGGUAAGCCAGGUAUCGUUUUGGUGACAUCGGGACCAGGUGCCACAAAUGUUAUCACUCCUAUGGCCGAUGCCUUGGUCGAUGGUACACCCAUGGUGGUGUUCACAGGCCAAGUAGCCACUUCUGCUAUCGGUACCGAUGCUUUCCAGGAAGCAGACGUCAUUGGUAUCUCGAGGCCAUGCACCAAGUGGAACGUCAUGGUCAAGACCAUCGACGAACUGCCCCGUCGUAUCAAUGAGGCUUUUGAAAUCGCCGUCAGCGGUAGACCAGGCCCUGUGCUCGUGGAUCUACCUAAGGACGUCACUUCUGCUGUCCUCAAGAACCCAAUUCCAGUUAACACAACGCUACCCUCGUCUGCCCUAGCUCAGCUAACCAGAACGGCUACUCAUGAAUUCACCGCUUCCAAUAUCGAAAGAGCUGCUGAAUUAAUAAAUAUUGCUAAGAAACCAGUGCUCUACGUGGGAGGAGGUAUUCUGGGCUCUGAGAAGGGUCCCAAAUUGUUACGCGAGCUAAGUGAGCGUGCACAAAUUCCAGUCACCACAACUCUACUAGGUCUAGGUGCUUUCGACCAAAAUGACCCCAAGUCUCUUGAUAUGCUAGGUAUGCAUGGAUCUGCAUUUGCUAAUCUAUCCAUGCAGAACGCUGAUCUGAUUAUCGCUUUGGGGACUCGUUUUGACGACCGUGUCACCGGCAGCGUGCCCAAAUUUGCUCCAGAAGCCCGCAAAGCUGCUCUAGAAAACAGAGGUGGUAUCAUCCAUUUCGAAAUUUCCCCAAAAAACAUCAACAAGGUUGUCGAAGCCCAGGUUGCUGUAGAGGGUGAUGUCAGCGACAACUUGGAGACUCUCCUGCCUCUGAUCAACUCCGUGGAAUCGCGCAAGGAAUGGUUCGAGAAGAUCGAGAGCUGGAAGAGAGACUUCCCAUACGAUUACCAGAGAGAAAGCACUGGUUCUAAAAUCAAGCCUCAAACCGUCAUUGCCAAGCUUUCGGACAUCGCAAACGCUUCCGAAAAGGAAGUUAUCGUUACCACAGGUAUCGGUCAACAUCAAAUGUGGGCUGCUCAACACUGGACAUGGACACAGCCUCGCAGUUUCAUCACCUCAGGUGGCUUGGGAACUAUGGGUUACGGUUUGCCCGCUGCCAUUGGUGCCCAGGUUGCUAAGCCUGAUGCGUUGGUCAUCGACAUCGAUGGUGACGCUUCUUUCAACAUGACUCUAAUGGAACUCAGCAGCGCUGUUCAAGCCAACGCACCCGUGAAGAUCAUGGUUUUGAAUAACGAAGAGCAAGGUAUGGUUACACAGUGGCAAUCGUUGUUCUACGAGCACCGUUACUCGCACACCCAUCAAUUGAACCCUGAUUUCAUGAAGCUAGCCGAUUCUAUGCAUCUAAAAGGAAUGAGACUUGAAAAGCAAGAGGACAUGGAGUCCACUCUCCAAGAAUUUGUUAACCACGAAGGUCCUGUUCUUUUGGAAGUCAUCGUUGAAAAGAAGGUUCCUGUUUUGCCUAUGGUUCCUGCCGGUAAGGGUCUUGACGAAUUUAUCAACUUCGAUCCCGAAACCGAGAGAAAACAGAACGAGCUACGUCGUCAACGUACAGGUGGUAAGCACUGA